GCGGAGGGGGGAGCGGGGCGGGGUAUCUCUGUCCCCGCCACCGCCCCAGGCCGGCCGCAGAGAUUGAGGGGAGCUGCCGCCGCCGCUGCCGCCCACCUCGCCCGCGCCGCCAUGGGGGUGGAAGGCUGCACCAAGUGCAUCAAAUACCUCCUCUUCGUCUUCAACUUCAUCUUCUGGCUGGCUGGAGGCAUCAUCCUGGGAGUGGCCCUGUGGCUGCGGCAUGACUCGCAGACGACGAAUAUCCUCUACCUGCAGCUGGGGGACAAGCAGGCCCCCAACACCUUCUACGUCGGAAUCUACAUCCUGAUCGCGGUCGGAGCUGUCAUGAUGUUUGUGGGGUUCCUGGGAUGCUACGGCGCUAUUCAGGAGUCUCAGUGCCUUCUGGGAACGUUCUUCACUUGCCUGGUGAUCCUGUUUGCCUGUGAGGUUGCGGCUGGAAUUUGGGGAUUUGUCAACAAAGACCAAAUAGCCAAAGAUGUGAAGCAGUUCUACGAUCAAGCGUUUCAACAAGCGCUCAUGGCAGAACCGGAGAUGAACAAUGGGAAGGCUGUAGUGAAGACCUUUCAUGAAACGCUGGACUGCUGUGGUCCUGAUCAUGCAAUAGGAGUUAUCACUCCCCUGUGGAGAGACGACCUCUGCCCAAAGAAGGACUCCAUCCUGAAAAGCAUUGUUGAGACCACGAACUGCCACAAAAAAAUUGACGAGUUGUUCUCCGGGAAGCUGUACCUGAUUGGCAUCGCUGCCAUCGUGGUCGCCGUGAUCAUGAUCUUCGAAAUGAUCCUGAGCAUGGUGCUGUGCUGUGGCAUAAGGAACAGCUCCGUCUACUGAGCCGUGAGAGCCGGGGAGGGGAAGGGGGGAGCAGGGCGGAUGGCGCUAGAGAGGACCCCAAGUGCCACCAAGCAACCAGGAGACAUUUCAACAAAAGACAAAGAAAACUAUGUAUAUAAAUACUUCCAAUAUUACCAUACAGUACUUACCAUUUUUAUUUUGAAGUACUUUUUUUUUUUUUAAAUAAAUAAAAUUUUCCUGUAUCCUUGUGGCUGCGUUAGUUACACAUCAGUUUUGUGUGAUGGGGAAAGCUGCUGUCGCAGGAGAUCAAGUCCUUCCUCCCCCUUCCCCACCCCCUGUAACUCAGAAGUAACGUUGGUGGAAGAUGUACAGAGGAGAAGGCUGCAGCCUGUUAGCAGAAAACUUUGCCUUGGUUUUUACUCUCUUUUUCAACACCGACUUUUUUUAUAUACGUAAUUGGAUGCUGAAGCAGGGUUUAGCGUUUUCGUUCAUUCGUACUCAUCUUUUCCUACCAUCACCCCAAGUCCCUGGCGUUUCCAAGCUGUCUGUAGGGAAGCCUGGCUGACUGCCCGAAGCCUGGGAGAGAGGAGAGGAAACAGCCCCCGUCGCCUGGGUGUGAUGUGUCCCGGGGGAGACGCCGGCGUGUUGUUCCUCUCUGACCUGUUUGCAGCGCUAGGUCAAUCCUUAACAGAAGUCAUGCUUAAAUUUUUUUAUUCUCUGAAGAGUGGGGACUCUCUUGUCUCUUUGUGGUUGUUUUUUUUUUUUUUCCUUGGGGCUAUGACUUUAUAAAUUGACUCAUUUCCAUUGAUUCGUUACAUUAAAGGAUCAGUGUCUGGGGCUGAAUUUAGUCCCAGUUUUUCAAAUGUAACAAACUGAAAAUUAAGCAAAUUUUUUAACCUCCUUCAAUGUUUCUUUAUAGACGUAUGUUUUUGGGAGAGUCUCGUUCUGUACUAAGUUUCCACUGUUAAGCUAAUGCUUGCAUACAAAUGACCUUGGAAAAAAGAAAAAUUUUUAAAAAAAGUCCUUAAUCUUAGAAAUCCUGCAUUUAUGUAUUGCAGGAUGGCACUUGGGGGUUCCCAGCCAUAUGCAUAUGUGUUUAAAAAUUUCAUCUUUGCAUUGCUCUCAAUGAAAUCUUUCUUAUAGCAUAUUGUCGCACACUGUAACAUUGCUGGGAAAUUGUCAUAACCUGAUUUUGUAAAAAAAAAAAAAAAAAAAAAAGAAAGAAAAAAAAAGAAAAAGUUUAUUUUCAAGACCUUACAUUUCCAGUUACAUCAACGGCAGGAGAUCAGCUUAUCAAAGCAAGGGAAUUCAACAUUUUAGAUCGCACCAGUUGAAACACUUUCUUGUGACCUGGUAAGAUUUGAUUGCCAAUUCGAUGUAUGUGGCUUCCAUUGUAUGCCACUUUGUUACCGUGUAGAUAGAGGGGGAGAGUGACCCAGGAGCUAUGUAAUAAAAUCAGAGUGUCUCUAAAAAGAUGAUCUAUAUGUAUAGUUCUAUAGAUAUAUAUUUUUAAGCAAAGCCUUUUCCUUAGCCGUACGGGCACUUGAGCUGGAAACGGUAGUAUCUCUCAGCUCUUUGCCACCUCGAAGUAGGUAAGGGGAGGAGUUGAAACUAGUGAUCACCUUCCCCACUUCAGGAAUUAUUUCCGUUUCUGAAAGUAUUUUGCUCUCCCCCUUCGUUGGAACAAAGAGCUCCAGAUUGGAUAGGGAGGGAGACCUGCAAUCAUUUUAAACUAUACCUUGUCCACUGCACGGGAUAGGAAAUUCCUGCACUGGGGCAAACUGAUCCAUUCAGAGGCUUUUCUCCCCUUCCACUCCCCCCUUUCCUCUUCCUGCCUUUUAGUAUAUAGGGCCUUUAAAAAGUAUAUAGGUAAAUAUAUACAUAUAUCUCAAGUUGUGCUGGGUAAGAGGAGGAAGUGCUUCAACAGAACUUCAGUUUGAGGGGUUGGACAAGAAAAGAUUCAGCCUUAGAAAUAGCCUUAAAGCAACACUGCCCUGAAUGUCCACGUUGUGCACAUUGAGAAUGAGAUGAAGUUUUGCAGUAGGUAAACCCUUCCCCUGCUCCCCAGUGUAGCUCCUUCAGGUCAUCUACUCUGUUAUGUGGCUAUAUGUAUAUGCAUCAACCAAGCAUGUGUGUUUACAUAUACGUGCAUUGGAAUCGUUAGCGUACAGAAUGGAUGUGUAACUUACCGCCUUUUUUGUUGACUGUUGAUAAAUGUGUAUAAAUAUGCCAUUAAGCAUUUCAAUUCUGUUUUCUUUCCUUAUACUGUAUUUUUGAUAUUGUUCAGUAUUCAGUUGAUGCUGUGUGUGUAGCUGGAGCUCUGUUUGAAGAUGGACUGGGUCUCAGUGCAGGUCAGAUGUGUCCUUGGACAUUGUAGCUUUAGGGGUCUGGGUUGUCCCAGGCAGGAGCAAUUGGGAGACAGUGGUACUCGGAGAGGGAGUCUGACAGCGGUGGGAGGAAGAAGAGCAGGAUCUUUGCUCAGACCGUGUGCCGCACAGGCUGCAAUUUGCUCUCUGGCUCAUUUCAGAGGUGGCUUGUCACUGCGGGGAGCUCCGGCGGACCACCUCCUGUCCCUGCGGCUGCUGUGGGAAAGGUGCUGCAGGAGAGGAGCAGCCAGGGGCUGGAAGGUCGUGGGAGGGGGCAGAAGAAGUUUUGCAGGGAGAGGGUAAUGCUUUCUUUAGAGUUACUAACCGGGAGUCCCCAUGUUCGAUGGCCACAGCAGGAGGGGUCAGCCCUGGGAGAAGAGGGACGGAGAGGAACCAUCAUGCUUAAGAAUGAUGAAGCAGCUGAGAAACCCUCACGGAAAAAACUACUCACUUAGGUCUCCUCUAGUCCAGCCUCCUGUGAAGCUGGACCUGAGUUAAAACAGAGGGGGAGCUGUGAAAGGCUGAGGGGACUCACCCUGUUGCAAGACUGGGCUCUUCUGCCAGUUGGUUGGUCCCAAAGCUGGCUGAGGUGAAGGGGAAAAACCCACUAGGUAGGACAGGACGCCUGCCCUGUCUCAGACCCGCUCCUGCAUACCUGCACGUUUGUGCAACAUGGGCCUGUCCUGCUCCCCUCCACACUCCCAAAAAACAAGCUAAGGAUGAAAUUGUGGGCUAUAGAUACAAACCCCUCCCUCUCCAGGGAAGCAUCCUCCUGGAGCUCCUGACAACUGAGAAAACGGCUGUGAGCUGAAGCGGGAAGGCGGAGAGGGGGAGGCUGGUGGGGAAGAGGAGAGUCGUCUGUACAGGUCUAAAUUCAAAGAGUGCAUCAAAAGGUCAAACAGAGCUGCUGACAGCUUAACUGAAUGCUUGGGAUUUUUUCAUACUGUGGAGCAUGCCACAAAGCAGUGUGUUUAACUUCUUUCUGCCUUUUUUUUUUUUAAAGAAAUGAAACAAAAAAUGAAUUUAAUAAACAUUUCUCAUAGUGUGCAUAGUGUGAUGAACCGCUGCCAUUUUACAACCAGUUAACCUUAACACCAGGACGCUUUGUGAACCAGGCUUCAACAGCAUGGGGGUUUCCAGCUUCUGGGAGGGGGGACUGCAGGCAGGCUGGGGAGGCAUCCAGAAUGGUGCUGAGGGAAGGCAAAAAUGUUGCUCGCCAGCAGCAGUGGCUGCUGCAGUUGUGUUCCCCCCCUCUCCCACCAAGGGACGGGGGGGCAUAGCUGUGGGGGAUUGCAAAAUAAGGGGGUUGCAGUGGCAGUACCACGCACGCUCAAGGGGCUUCUCCUGAAGUGACCGAAAAUGGCCCAAAAUGCCCUCUGCUGCCAUCCGGCUGGGGACUGGUCUGAUUUUUGUGGAUGGUCUGGUAAUGCCACUGCUGCUGCUACUGCCUGCCCCUCCGCACCAUCAGGGAGAGCCCGGCCGAGCAUGAGGGGGGAGGCCAGCGCUGUGAUCCCCAACUGCCUACCUUUCUCUGCCCUUUCUUGGACAUCUCGCUGUGUUUGAAGCACGGAUGUCCUGCGGUGGCCGCCAGCCAUUGCCUGUGCCGGUACGGAGAGGGAGGGAAUGCCGGGUGAGGGAGAGCGAUGUUCAGCUCCUGCAAAGAAAGGCUAGCCCUGCUCCCAGCGGCUGUGCCCGUGCUACGAGAUCAUGCCCAUCUGUUGUUCUGUCACUUGUUUACCUGAAUGUUAAUAGAGUCAGACAUAAUGACUUCUGGAAAGAAAAAAAGUUAUAUUCAAAAACAAUAAAAAAGAAACAAAGCAAA
Messenger RNA from Grus americana (Whooping crane), 4977 nucleotides. RefSeq names its product CD81 molecule (gene CD81). Gene Ontology annotation, cellular component: membrane. The record is from RefSeq and is a predicted model, not a curated record. The coding region runs from base 112 to 828 and encodes 238 amino acids. NCBI's taxonomy places the organism in Eukaryota, Metazoa, Chordata, Aves, Gruiformes, Gruidae. The transcript has 8 exons.